Messenger RNA from Benincasa hispida (wax gourd), 2580 nucleotides. Its product is annotated as alkaline/neutral invertase A, mitochondrial-like. Gene Ontology annotation, molecular function: endo-alpha-N-acetylgalactosaminidase activity; sucrose alpha-glucosidase activity. The record is from RefSeq and is a predicted model, not a curated record. Lineage: Eukaryota; Viridiplantae; Streptophyta; Magnoliopsida; Cucurbitales; Cucurbitaceae. Gene Ontology annotation, biological process: sucrose catabolic process. Gene Ontology annotation, cellular component: mitochondrion.
UUUUUUCUCGUUAAUUGCAUCUAUAAAAUGGCGCCCCAUUUACCUUUUCCCUAGACCAUUCAUUUGCUUCUUGAAUUUCAGAUACCAUUCUUCUUCAAUCAAUCAAUCUCAAGUUUCCCUUGAAAUUUAUUCUGUAAUUCGCCGCAGAAAUCGAAGAUAAGCCCGACUGAUGCGUAAAAUUCUUGAAUCUUAUCCACUUUCCACUGAUUUGAUUUCUCUGGUUUGUUAUUGUUCUGAUUCAUUGUUUUGAACAUGAUUGCUCUGCUUGAUAAUUCGACGAUGAAGGCUUCUUCUAGACUUCUAAUUAGUUGUAGGAAUUCAGGGUUCUUUGGGUUCUCGCGUGUAAAAUCCCCUUAUACUUUGCCCCACAAUUCUUGUUUGAACUUUAGCUUCAAGUUUCAUUCUAAUAGCCAGUAUACUUCUCACCCUUUUCAUUUCUCGGGGUCUCAACGGUUUUUGGAAGGGACCCAGAAUUUUUCUGUGGCUAGAUUGAGUUAUGGCCAAUCUAGGGUAAUAACAAGGUCUUGUAGUUAUAGUAUUUUUCCUAAAACCAAAAGGGAUGUGUCUAUAAUUGCUAGAAUUGCAUCAAAAGUUCGUGAUCUUUCGACAUCGAUUGAAACCCGUGUGAAUGACAAUAACUUUGAAAGGAUAUAUGUUCAAGGUGGUUUGAAUGCGAAGCCUUUGGUUGUUGAAAAGAUUGACAAGGAUGAGAAUAUUGUAGGAGAAGAAGAUUCUAGAAUAGAAGUUGGUAGUGAACAUGUAAAUGAGGAAAACUUAGAGGAUUUGAAUAAAGCUAAGGUUAUUAGUUCAAAGAGAGAGGAGUCUGAUAUUGAGAAAGAGGCCUGGAGAUUGUUACGUGAGGCUGUUGUGACAUAUUGUGGAAGUCCGGUUGGGACUAUGGCUGCAAAUGACCCGGCUGAUAAGCAACCGUUGAAUUAUGAUCAGGUCUUCAUUCGAGAUUUCGUUCCUUCUGCCCUUGCAUUCCUGCUGAACGGUGAAGGGGAGAUUGUGAGGAACUUUCUCCUUCAUACCUUACAGUUACAGAGCUGGGAGAAAACAGUUGAUUGUUAUAGCCCAGGACAGGGCUUGAUGCCAGCAAGCUUCAAAGUCAGAACUGUUCCCCUUGAUGGCAAUAAUUUUGAGGAAGUUUUAGAUCCAGACUUUGGUGAAUCAGCUAUAGGUCGUGUCGCACCAGUAGAUUCAGGAUUGUGGUGGAUCAUUCUUUUAAGGGCGUAUGGAAAAAUUACCGGGGACUAUGCUCUACAAGAAAGGGUGGACGUCCAAACAGGGUUGAAAAUGAUACUUAACCUUUGUCUAACAGAUGGGUUUGAUAUGUUUCCUUCGCUGUUGGUUACCGAUGGUUCCUGCAUGAUUGAUCGUCGAAUGGGCAUUCAUGGCCAUCCCCUUGAGAUCCAAGCCUUAUUUUAUUCAGCUUUAAGGUGCUCCCGUGAAAUUCUCACUGUGAAUGAUGGGUCCAAGAACUUGGUGAGGGCCAUUAACAACCGACUCAGUGCAUUAUCAUUCCAUAUCAGAGAAUAUUAUUGGGUUGAUAUGAAGAAGAUCAACGAGAUCUAUCGCUAUAAGACAGAAGAAUAUUCCAUGGAUGCUACAAACAAAUUCAACAUCUAUCCCGACCAAAUUCCUCAGUGGCUAAUGGACUGGGUACCAGAGGAAGGAGGUUAUUUGAUAGGCAAUCUCCAACCAGCUCAUAUGGAUUUUAGAUUUUUUACACUUGGAAACCUUUGGGCGAUUGUUUCAUCUUUGGGUACACCAAAGCAAAAUGAAGCUAUUCUAAAUCUGAUUGAAGCUAAAUGGAGUGAUCUUGUGGGUCAUAUGCCUCUUAAAAUAUGUUACCCUGCUUUGGAGUAUGAGGAAUGGCGCAUAAUUACUGGCAGCGACCCCAAAAAUACUCCAUGGUCAUAUCAUAAUGGCGGAUCCUGGCCGACACUUCUUUGGCAGUUCACAUUGGCAUGCAUCAAGAUGGGCAAACUUGAAAUGGCCAAGAAAGCAGUUGCUGUGGCUGAGAAGAGGAUUUCAGCCGAUCGCUGGCCUGAAUAUUACGACACUCGAACAGGGAAAUUCAUUGGAAAGCAAUCCCGGCUCUAUCAAACAUGGACAAUUGCUGGGUUCCUAACAUCAAAAAUGCUGGUUGAAAAUCCAGAGCUUGCAUUGUCUUUGUUCUGGGAAGAGGAUUACGAGCUACUUGAGAUAUGCGUUUGUGCACUUAGCAAGUCAGGCAGGAAGAAGUGCUCCCGUGGUGCUGCUCGGUCACAGAUCCUUGUUUAAGGUAACUCCAUUCUUUCAAGAAUGAGGAUGCCUUUAUACUUUACUGUACAGCUAUAAGUCAAUAGGUUAGAGCAAUUAAAUUAAAAAGUUAGUUCAUAGUUCUAAAGGAUAGCAGAAAGCCUGUUUGUUUUGCAAGCAUACUGCACACUAUGCUAAUUCUGUCAGCCAAUUUAUUAUAGUUGAUUGGCAAUAGAUUUUUUUUAGAACUGAGAGAUCCUGAAUAUUGAUCUGUGGGCUCUCCUUGAACAUCUUAUAUGUAAAUUAUUUGACAGUAAUACAUUCCCAUUCAUUAAA